AAGUCAUGACUGAUUCCAGGUAUUUCACAACCAAUAAAAACGGAGAAAUAUUUGAACUAAAAGCUGAACUCAACAAUGAAAAGAAAGAAAAGAGAAAGGAGGCUGUGAAGAAAGUGAUUGCUGCUAUGACCGUGGGGAAGGAUGUUAGUUCUCUCUUUCCAGAUGUAGUGAACUGUAUGCAGACUGACAAUCUGGAACUAAAGAAGCUUGUGUAUCUCUACUUGAUGAACUACGCCAAGAGUCAGCCAGACAUGGCCAUCAUGGCUGUAAACAGCUUUGUGAAGGAUUGUGAAGAUCCUAAUCCUUUGAUUCGAGACUUGGCAGUCAGAACCAUGGGGUGCAUCCGGGUAGACAAAAUUACAGAGUAUCUCUGUGAGCCGCUCUGCAAGUGCUUGAAGGAUGAGGAUCCCUAUGUUCGGAAAACAGCAGCAGUCUGCGUGGCAAAACUGCAUGAUACGAAUGCCCAAAUGGUGGAAGAUCAAGGAUUUCUGGAUUCUCUACGGGAUCUCAUAGCAGAUUCAAAUCCAAUGGUGGUGGCUAAGGCUGUAGCGGCAUUAUCUGAAAUCAGUGAGUCUCACCCAAACAGCAACUUACUUGAUCUGAACCCACAGAACAUUAGUAAGCUGCUGACAGCCCUGAAUGAAUGCACUGAAUGGGGCCAGAUUUUCUUCCUGGACUGCCUGUCUAAUUAUAACCCUAAAGAUGAUCAGGAGGCUCAGAGCAUCUCUGAGUGGGUAACUCCCUGGCUAUCCCAUGCCAACUCAGCAGUGGUGCUUUCAGUGGUAAAAGUCCUAAUGAAGUUUCUAGAAUUGUUACCUAAGGAUUCUGACUACUACAAUAUGCUGCUGAAGAAGUUAGGCCCUCCACUUGUCACUUUGCUGUCUGGGGAGCCAGAAGUGCAGUAUGUCGCCCUGAGGAACAUCAACUUAAUUGUCCAGAAAAGGCCUGAAAUCUUGAAGCAGGAAAUCAAAGUCUUCUUUGUGAAGUACAGUGAUCCCAUCUAUGUUAAACUAGAGAAGUUGGACACCAUGAUUCGUUUGGCAUCUCAAGCCAACAUUGCUCAGGUUCUGGCAGGACUGAAGGAAUAUGCCACAGAGGUGGAUGUUGACUUUUUUCAAAAAGCUGUGCGGGCCAUUGGACGGUGUGCCAUCAAGGUGGAGCAAUCUGCAGAGCGCUGUGUAAGCACAUUGCUUGAUCUAAUCCAGACCAAAGUGAAUUAUGUGGUCCAAGAAGCGAUUGUUGUCAAGAUCUUCCGCAAAUACCCCAACAAGUAUGAAAGUAUUAUUGCCACUCUAUGUGAGAACUUAGACUCGCUGGAUGAGCCAGGUGCUCGAGCAGCUAUGAUUUGGAUUGUGGGAGAAUAUGCUGAAAGAAUUGACAAUGCAGAUGAGUUACUAGAAAGCUUCCUGGAGGGUUUUCACAAUGAAAGCGCCCAGAUGCAGCUCACUCUGCUUACUGCCAUAGUGAAGCUAUUUCUUAAGAAACCAUCAGAAACACAAGAGCUAGUCCAGCAGGUCUUGAGUUUGGCAACACAGGAUUCUGAUAAUCCUGACCUUUGAGACCGGGGCUAUAUUUAUUGGCGCCUUCUCCCAACUGACCCUGUCACAGCUAAAGAAGUAGUCUUGUCUGAGAAGCCACUGAUCUCUGAGGAGGCGGACCUUAUUGAGCCAACUCUGCUGGAUGAGCUAAUCUGCCACAUUGGUUCUUUGGCCUCUGUGUAUCAUAAGCCUCCCAAUGCCGGUCCCCCAGUCAAUGUGCCACAGGUGUCCUCCAUGCAGAUGGGAGCAGUGGAUCUCCUAGGAGGAGGACUAGAUAGUCUAUUGGGACAAUCCUUCAUCCCAUCAUCAGUGCCUGCAAGCUUUGCUCCUUCACCUACACCUGCUGUGGUCAGCAGUGGACUGAAUGACCUGUUUGAACUCUCCACAGGGAUAGGCAUGGCACCUGAUGGAUAUGUGGCUUCUAAGGCUGUCUGGCUACCUGCAGUAAAGGCUAAAGGCUUGGAGAUUUCAGGAACAUUUACUCACCGCCAAGGGCUCAUCUAUAUGGAAAUGAACUUCACCAAUAAAGCUCUGCAGCAUAUGACAGAUUUUGCAAUCCAGUUUAACAAAAAUAGCUUUGGUGUCAUCCCCAGCACUCCUCUGGCCAUCCAUACACCACUGAUGCCAAACCAGAGCAUUGAUGUCUCCCUGCCUCUCAAUACCUUGGGCCCAGUCAUGAAGAUGAAACCUCUGAAUAAACUCCAGGUGGCUGUGAAAAACAAUAUCGAUGUUUUCUACUUCAGCUGCCUCGUCCCACUCAAUGUGCUUUUUGUAGAAGAUGGCAAAAUGGAGCGCCAGGUCUUCCUUGCAACAUGGAAGGACAUUCCCAAUGAAAAUGAACUUCAGUUUCAGAUUAAGGAAUGUCAUUUAAAUGCUGACACUGUUUCCAGCAAGUUGCAAAACAAUAAUGUUUAUACUAUUGCCAAGAGGAAUGUGGAAGGGCAGAACAUGCUGUACCAAUCCCUGAAGCUCACUAAUGGCAUUUGGAUUUUGACUGAACUACGUAUCCAGCCAGGAAACCCCAAUUACACGCUGUCACUGAAGUGUAGAGCUCCUGAGGUCUCUCAAUACAUCUAUCAGGUCUACGACAGCAUUUUGAAAAACUAACAAGACUGGUCCAGUACCUUUCAAUCAUGCCGUGAUCGGUGCAAGUCAAGAACUCUUAACUGGAAGAAAUUGUAUUGCUGUGUAGAAUCUGAACACACUAAGGCCACCUAGCAAGGUAGUAACUAGUCUAACCUGUGCUAACAUUAGGGCACAACUUGUUGGAUAGUUUUAGCUUCUUGUGAACAUUUGUAACCACUGCUUCAGUCACCUCCCACCUCUUGCCACCUGCUGCUGCUAUCUGUCCUUACUUGUGGGCUUCUCCAUGCUGUACCAAUGGCUGGCUUUUUCUACACCCUCUUUUGAGUGUAGUUUGGUGUUUUGUAAUUGAGAGCUCAUUUCAAAAGCAGAAAAAGACAACAAAUAUUAAAGCAAGGAAAA
Molecule: messenger RNA, 3023 nt
Organism: Symphalangus syndactylus (siamang)
Lineage: Eukaryota; Metazoa; Chordata; Mammalia; Primates; Hylobatidae
Product: AP-2 complex subunit beta-like
Biological process (GO): intracellular protein transport; vesicle-mediated transport
Cellular component (GO): membrane coat; clathrin adaptor complex
Molecular function (GO): clathrin binding
Source: RefSeq, a predicted model, not a curated record